AUGUGUUUCAUGAAGCCCUUGCCCGAGCGUGAGGAUGUCUCGGUUGUGGAUGAUACCCCUUGUGAGAGGACAGCCGAGGUGAUGGGUGCCGCUCCAGUGGUGUGGGUGUCGGGGGGUGCGGACCCACCCCCACCGUCGGCUUCCUCGCCUCCGACGGCCCCGCUGGCUCCUUCGUCUCCGCCGGCCCCGUCUCCAGCCCAUGCGUCGCCUGAAGGGUGUGGGCCUGUACCCCCUGUGGAUGAGGCUGAUGUUUUUCCGGAUCGUGUGUUGCCAGGUGACUUGCGGCCGGCCGUGGGCUCUACUGGGAUGCCUCCUGCUGGGGCUGACAGUUCGGAUGAUCAGAGGCCUCUGUCCAAGCGUUCCUGGAGGGCUAGGAGUGUGUCGCCCCCUCGUGGGUGGGUUGCAGAGUGUGAAGUUGUGUGA
Molecule: messenger RNA, 423 nt
Organism: Procambarus clarkii (red swamp crayfish)
Lineage: Eukaryota; Metazoa; Arthropoda; Malacostraca; Decapoda; Cambaridae
Source: RefSeq, a predicted model, not a curated record